AUGGGCCCUCUUGCUCAUUAUCUCAUUCCACUCAUCGUGGGCGCAGCCCAGGCUGUGACUGUUAAGGGCUACUGGACCGCCGGGUGUCAGUCACCUGGGGGUACACUUGGACUGUGUACCAACCUUCAGGAGAAUCAUUGCUGUAUCUUUGCGCCUGAAGCACACCCAUUUUCCGUUUUUGCUGAUGCGGGUUUUACUGGAAAUACCCGAUCUGUUGAGUGGACUCGCUUUAGCGAAUGCCAACGGUUGCAAUGGUGGAACCCCAAUAGUCGCCCAAAUAGUGCAAGCAUUGGGACAGCAGAUUGGAACUGCCAUGGGAGUGUGCGCGACACUUUCACAACAGGGGCGCAUGUGUCAAUCCCAAGAUACUGCAUGACAUCUAGUGCUGAUCAACCUCCUUUUGGUCAACGCCACGAUGGAGCUUCAUGGAGAGACAUCAUCAGUGCGAUCAAAUCACACGGAUACAGCGGAGCUUAUGUUGAGGCCUCCCAUUGCUCCCCGCAAAAGGACUACGGCUCGGAUCUUGCUGCUUCGGUGGCAGACCUCACCAGGAGCAUGCACCUUCCGAACUCUGCAGGGUCAAUGAUUUUUGGUUCUAUGAGUGGUAGUAAGCGGAAACGUGUGAACGAGAAGCUGGAGCGUCGGUCCGCAAUCGAAAUCCAGAAGUCACUGACAAAGGAGUUUUACGAGACACCUUGUGAAGGGGCUGUGUACGCGACUCAUUUUGGUCUCACUCCCGGAACGGGCGUCUGGGUUCUGGAAGGAUCAAAGGGUAACCAUGAGCUCCUCAUCAAGGCAUCGACCGAUGCCUCUUCUGGCUGGAACACCAGGUUGAAAAAGGCUGGUGCUGUCUACUUUGACCAUUGGGCGGAGCAUCCUGAAAUCCGAGAGCACAUGAUGGAUGCUGGACAUACUUUCACCGAGAAGGAUAUUUGGGUGGCUAAGGCCAAAAGAUCUGUUGGUGAUGAACCAACCGAGGACGAUUAUAUCCCACCUGAGAUCUCGAUUGAAAGCCGGUCUCUCCCAGCAAAUUCCCAAUCCGACGAGAUUUCCGUGGGUGACAGCUUCCCGGCCAUUGCUGAGAGGUCUACAGACAUCCCCGAAGAUGACAGCUUUCCUUAUAUCGCCGAGAGAUCUAUCAACCAGCCAGAAGAUGACAGUUUCCCAUGGAUCCAAUGA
This is a messenger RNA of Aspergillus pseudoviridinutans, 1179 nucleotides long. RefSeq lists its product as uncharacterized. The record is from RefSeq and is a predicted model, not a curated record. The coding region runs from base 1 to 1179 and encodes 392 amino acids. NCBI's taxonomy places the organism in Eukaryota, Fungi, Ascomycota, Eurotiomycetes, Eurotiales, Aspergillaceae. The transcript is spliced from 3 exons.